Molecule: messenger RNA, 1806 nt
Organism: Tigriopus californicus
Lineage: Eukaryota; Metazoa; Arthropoda; Copepoda; Harpacticoida; Harpacticidae
Exons: 3
Coding region: 673-1635 (320 amino acids)
Source: RefSeq, a predicted model, not a curated record
CCCAUCGCUCGCUCGAAUCGGUGGGAAAAAUAAGAAUCUCGGAUUUUUAAGGUCCGUAUGCGGGCGGCCUCUGGGGGAGUUAUCCGUCCUUAGUCACCUUUCAAAUCUCGGACAGAGACGUGUGUUCAAGUUCCAAGGUUUCGAUUCCUGAUUCCUCAAAGUGACGAAGGUCUUGCCUAUAGAUAGUGCACAUGUGUGAGUGUGUGUGCCCGUGAAUUUGGGAAAUGGCCUUCGUGACUGAGAGCUCACCGCAAUGAAUCGGAAGGGCCUCUUUGGGAAAUGAGAAAAUGCUCCCAUUCUAGUGAUAGUUGAGGACCAUCAUUAGCCUUGAGUAAACAAGGAGCAACAAAAGAGUACUCUCACGUCGUGCAUAUGGCAUAGAGUGCGAAAAAAUAAAGAUUAUGUCGCAGUUUUACCGAGAGAACGACAAAGUGCGGACUUCGUUUGUUGUUAGGCCUAGUUGAAGUGAUUUGUCUCGGGUCUGAUCAGCCAGAUGAAACAAAUUGCACCUUUUGAGCCACGACGGGCACUCAGGUGUUGGCAUUGUAGUGACUAGUGACCAUGAGUGUCGUCAUAAAUCAUUUAAGUUCUCCUUAACAAUCCAUGAUAAAUGUUUCAUAGUCGUCGACGCACCCUGCAGCUCUCAACAGUAUUCUCGUUCGACUUGUCGACAUGACUUCAGAAGAGACGUCGUCCGUCACUCAAGAAAACGACGAUCUCAAAGAGGAAUUCGACGAGGAGGAUCAAGAGAUCGACCUCCGUGGACGGAAGAAAACCUCCAAGAAGACCAUCACCAAGACCGUCAAGAUCGUCAAACGCUCCACAUCCCGAAGGAGGGUCCGAUCCCGACGGUACAGUGAAUCCGACCCUUUAGUGAUCCACGAACCCAUCGCACCCCUCAUCCUCACUCCGCAGCAAGACUCCAUGAAUGGGUCAGAUCUUUUGGGUCGACCGAUCGAGAAAUCCCAAAGUAUGGGUCGUAUUAGUCAACGCAUCUCAUUCUUGGACCCCAGCAUCCCCAUUCGACAACACCAACCCAUCCAAGAUCAAGUUGGACCCCCCAGGAAUGGGCUGGCCACAAACAAGAGGAAUGAGUUCUUCUCGGAAAGUCCGCUGAAAGUCACCGAGGUCCCCAUUUUCCACAACGGGCUCCUCGCCCAAAAAGCUCACCAAGCCUUGAAUGGCAGCAUCGACGAUUUGGAUGGGACUUCCCAAAAGGCCAAUGGGGUAAUGACGCGCAAAAAGGACGAAAGGAUCAUCGAUCUUCAAGUCGAUCCUAUCCUAAAACGGAGCGACUCGAUGAAACGCCAAAAGGAGACCGAGGGCCACUUCUAUGAGGCCAAAUCUCCUGCCAACACAUUGCCUAGGAAAUCGAUUAUGAAACCCGCUAAGAACGGGCUCUCAUGGCCCGUGGAAUUGCUCGUGACCCAUGUGGAGCCGUGUUUGGCAUCCCCCAAGGAAGAGAGCAAACAGUUUAAGAUCAAAUUGAAGCUCGACUCUUGGUUCAUCACCGUUCAUCAGACUGUCCGAUGGUCGGAGCUGAAAAACCAUAAAAACAUCGAGAUUGAUGGCAUUUCAAGACUGAAGAUUCAUCAAAAUGCCUUUGCCUUCGAGUAUUCCGUCAUGGAGUUUUAGCUCGAUUUAACUCGAAGGUGAGAACGGCGCCUUUGUGGGCAUAAAAAGGAAUUCUAAUUGAUGUUUUCCUUGGACAGUUAAAUCUGAAUAAUAACAAAAUAAAUACGAAUCUCCCAUGUGCAAAACGUUGAAUGUAUUCUCAAGAUUCAUGAAAUAUAAAUAAGUAUUUGA